CGAAGGGUAAAAAGGAUAGCAAACUGUUUUCGCUAAACCGCUGUGCUGGAAUCCGCACACGCACACUGACAACGUAAACAACAACUCGGCAAUGCCGUCAAGGAAGGACCACGUCAGUGAAAACGAACGGUGAAUAUUUUUUUUUGUGUGCCUGUCGCUGUUGCAGCAGUGUCGCUCACGGGUGUACCGGUGUGCGAUUUUGAAGCUUGAGGUCCGUACGUGCCACAACGCGCUCUCGUCUCAUUGAUCAAAACGCACCGCAGCCAGGUGGCAGCUUCUUGGCAGUAUCGGGGUGGAAUCGAUUUGCGUACGUACGUGUGUGUGUAGGUCAGCAUUUUGCCGAAGCGCCCUAACCCUGGACUAACGGCUGCUGUGCGGGGCCGGGUGAAAAGAAGGGUAGCCAUGGGUACACGUCACUGGUUGCCGUCGGAUGGGAGAAUGCUGCUGAUCGUGCUGCCGAUGGUGGUGGCCCUGUUCGCGACGCUUGCCAACAGUGCCGCCGUCAUGUCGGUGGAUCUCGGCAGCGAGUGGAUGAAGGUCGGUGUCGUAUCGCCCGGCGUCCCGAUGGAGAUCGCGCUGAACAAGGAGUCGAAGCGGAAAACGCCGACCACCAUCGCGUUCCGGAACGGGGAUCGCGUGUUUGGCGAGGACGCUCAGACGCUGGGCGUUCGGUUUCCCUCGAACAGCUUCGGCUACCUGACCGAUCUGCUCGGCAAAACGGUCGACAAUCCGAUGGUGGAUCUGUACCGCAAACGCUUCCCAUACUACGACAUCGUGGCCGAUCCGGUCCGGCGCACGGUCGUGUUCCGGUCGGGCGAGGAGCAGUACACGAUCGAGGAACUGAUCGCGCAGCUGCUGCAGGUGGCAAAGAGCUACGCAGAGGACAGCACCGGCCAGCUGAUUACGGAGUGUGUGCUCAUUGUGCCCGGGUUUUACGGGCAGGCGGAACGGACCGCGCUGGUGGCGGCCGCCCGGCUGGCGAACCUGAAGGUGCUGCAGCUGAUCAACGACUACACGGCGGUGGCGCUCAACUACGGCAUCUUCCGGCGGAAGGAAAUCAACGAAACGGCCCAGUACUUCCUGUUCUACGAUAUGGGUGCGUACAAAACGUCCGCCGCGGUCGUCAGCUACCAGCUGGUGAAAGAUAAGGCGACGCGCGAAACGCACCCGGUCGUGCAGGUGCUCGGCGUCGGGUACGACCGGACGCUCGGCGGGCUGGAGAUGCAGGUGCGGCUGCGUGACUACCUGGGCCGUGAGUUCAACAAGAUGGGCAAGACGAAGACGGACGUGUUCACCAAUCCGCGCGCGAUGGCGAAGCUGUUCAAGGAGGCGGGCCGGCUGAAGAACGUGCUGAGCGCCAACACGGAACACUACGCGCAGAUCGAGGGCCUGCUGGACGAGCAGGACUUCCGGCUGCUGGUGAAGCGCGAACAGUUCGAGGAGCUCUGCAAGGAUCUGUACGAGCGGGUGACGGCCCCGCUCGACAAGGCGCUGGCCGUGUCCGGUUUGGCGCUGGACGUCAUCAACCAGGUGGUACUGUUCGGGGGUAAUACGCGCGUGCCGAAGGUGCAGGACAUACUGCGCACCCACAUCGGGCAGGAGCUGGCGAAGAACCUGAACGCGGACGAGGCCGCCUGCAUGGGGGCGGUGUACCGGGCGGCCGAUCUGGCCACCGGCUUCAAGGUGAAGAAGUUCAUCACGAAGGACGCGGUCCUGUUCCCGAUCCAGGUCGUGUUCGACCGGGAGGGCGAGAGCGGGGCGACGCGCCAGGUGCGCCGCACGCUCUUCGGCUCGAUGAACUCGUACCCGCAGAAGAAGGUGAUCACGUUCAACAAGCACACGGACGACUUUGAGUUUACCGUGCAGUACGCGGAGCUGGAUGCGGUGCUGAAGGGUGACACGGAAACGCUCGGCUCGCCCGAUCUGGCCCGCGUGCAGCUGAGCGAGGUGGCCAAGCGGCUGAAGGCGAGUGUGGCGGAGAAUGUGGAGUCGAAGGGCAUCAAGGCGCACUUCCUGCUGGACGAUUCGGGCAUCUUCUCGCUGGCCAACGUCGAGCUGGUGCUGGAAAAGACGGUCACCAAGGAGGAGGAGGACGAGGACGAAAGCACGUUCCAGAAGAUUGGCAACACGAUCAGCAAACUGUUCUCGGGCGACAGCGCGGACAAGCCGGCGGAAGAGAAACCACCGACCGAGGGCGGCGCGGAAGCGAAGGACGAGGAAGAGCCGGCCAGUGGAAAGGAGGGAAAAGAGUCGGCGGAGGAGGAGCAGCAGCAGCAGCAGCAGCAGGAGGGCAAGAAGCAAUCCGGAAAGGACAAAGAGGCUGACGGUGGAGCGAAGGACGCCAAGCCGGAAGCGGGUGAGCCGGCGGAUAAAAAGGCAGCGGACGAAGGCACGGAAGCGAAGAAUGCCACCGUGAAACCAAAGAUUGUCACGCUCAAAGAGCCGAUCCCGUCGAAGGUGGAGCUCGCGUACGUGGUGCCGCUCGACGGCGAGCUGUUCGACGCGUCGGCCAAGCGGCUGUCCGCGCUGGACCAGGUGGCCAAGGCGAAGCAGCGCCGCGAGACGGCCCUGAACGCGCUGGAAAGCUACGUGAUCGAUGCGCAGGUGAAGCUGGACGAGCAGGAGUACGCGUCGUGCGCGACCGAGACCGAGAUCGAGACGAUCCGCAAACGGUGCGGAGAAAUUUCCGAAUGGCUGUACGAGGACGGGUCCGACGCGGAUGCGGAAACGUACGAAACCAAGCUGGAGGAGCUGCGGGGCGUCGCGAACGAGGUGUACGCCCGCCACUGGGAGCACCAGGAGCGGCCGAUCGCGCUGAACGCGCUGAAGCAGAUGAUCAACGGUUCGGAAGGGUUCCUGCGCAGCGCGCGCAACCUCACCAAGGACACCAACCCGGAAAAGGACGUGUUCACCGCGGUGGAGAUUGAAACGCUCGAGAAGGCGAUCCGCAGCACGAUCGAGUGGCGCGAUACGGAGGUGGCCGAGCAGGAGAAGCUCGCCCGCAACGCGCCGGUACGGCUGACGGUGAAGGACAUUACCGAUCGGAUGGGUCUGCUCGACCGCGAGGUGAAGUAUCUGGUGAACAAGCUGAAGCUGUGGCGCCCGAAGGUGAAACCGACACCGCCACCGAAGCCGGAAAAAACGACCGCCGGCAAGAAGGAGGGCGAGCAGAAGGAGGAAGCACCGUCCAGCGAGGAGCUGCCCGGCUCGGAACCGGUGCUGGAGCAGACACCCGAAAAGGAUGCGGACGAAACGGAAGAGGGCGCCACGAUCGAUCCGACCGCAACGCAGCAGGACCGUACAGGCGAGAGCGGCGAUCAUACGGAGCUGUAGAGACAACAGCGAAAUAGGGGGAACGGGUGAAGGAUUGAUAGCACAAUUCGGACACACUGGUUUAGCACUCAUCUCACCGAAGCACCCGUCACAGCUUCAUUUCAGCUCACCUUCCCAUAGAGCCCAUAUGUAUUCACAGUUUCUAAACACACACCCAACAAACAAAAACGCAACAGAAGAUAAAACUCCACAUGCCUUCCCUCCGUUCCCGAUCCCGAAAUGUGCGCGGCAAGACAAGAUUUGGUUGCUGUCCGCGGUACUGACUCCCUUACCCCUCUGUAUUUAUUUUCAUUCAUUAGCAAAAAGUGUGCGCCGUAGUAGAGAGCGUAGAGAAGAAAUGCACCGUAGGGCUGCUCAACUAUGACGACUAUGAAAACCAUUCCUUUGCGUUUGCUUAUGACGAGGAGAGAUGUGUGCGAGAGAAAGACAUUUAGAAACAAGAGGAUGUGAAAGGGAGUUUCUAAAAUCCAAACUGGUGAUUAGGCCCUGAAGUAGUAGUUAAUAGAAGAAAAAAAAAUAGUUCAUACCCGUACGAGGAUAGGCCACGACACACAGACACUCGUCCCGAUAUCGGGCGAGAACUAGGAACUGACAUUGCAUUGAACUGAAUCAAAACCGACGACGGUUUGAGCGCCUUGUAGGCAAUAGGUGUAAUAGUGGUUUAACGCUGCGAAAAGGAAAGAGAUGUGGUCGCUUGUUUUGAUUUCGUCCUUCGGUUGGUGCAAUCUUUUACGGCCUACACAAAGAGGCAAACUUAGUACUACUACUACUACUACUACUACUAGCAGGAGCAGAAGGAAUAGGAAAAAAAACAACAGCACAGAACAGAACAGAACCUUACAUUAAGCGCACGCUGCACGCGGACGUAGGGUAGCGUGAAAACUGAACGUUAGCCGGACAAUUGGUGAUAAAGUAUAGCGAACUUAAGGAUCGUACGGUAAACGUCA
Anopheles coluzzii is the source of this 4280-nucleotide messenger RNA. RefSeq names its product hypoxia up-regulated protein 1 (gene Grp170). The record is from RefSeq and is a predicted model, not a curated record. The coding region runs from base 403 to 3333 and encodes 976 amino acids. Lineage: Eukaryota; Metazoa; Arthropoda; Insecta; Diptera; Culicidae. The transcript is spliced from 4 exons. Gene Ontology annotation, biological process: cellular response to hypoxia; endoplasmic reticulum unfolded protein response; negative regulation of hypoxia-induced intrinsic apoptotic signaling pathway. Gene Ontology annotation, molecular function: ATP-dependent protein folding chaperone; ATP binding. Gene Ontology annotation, cellular component: endoplasmic reticulum chaperone complex.